AGCGGUCUUAUACGGAGCCUGCACGCUUUAAUGCUGGAUUAAAAAGGGAAAUAGAUUAAGUAAUAACAGUCCCUGGUGGACACAGUUACUCCACUGGUCACUCUGAGUGUGAAUGGAAAUGUCCAGUCUGUGUGUAAAAGCUCAGAAUCAGGGGGAAGGAAAGGACGGUCCAGACUCUCAGAAGAGUGACAGUGAGCUACAAGUGUCUGCAGAUCAAGCUCAAGUUUAUUUGAUCCUUGAUUCAUCUGAAUCUCUUAACUUCAUCAGCGUGGAGCCGCUUCUACCUGAAUCUGGGAUCGAGGCCGAUAUCGAGCUGGACGGCGUCUGCACGUCUGAUCCGGACUCGUUCUACCAGCUGAAGAGUCAGCCCAUCACAGUCAGCGCCACGCUCGCCCCCGCUGCCCCCGUGGUGGCUCUGGGCACCUCCAGCAUGACGUCGCGGGUCUUGUUGAGGCAGGAGCUGAUGAGGCAGCAGGCGCAGGACCAGGAACGCCGAGAAGCGCAGCAGCAGGCGUCCAGCGCUCAGCUCCGGCCCCUCGACCCCUCUCCGGCCAUCUCCGUCUCCUCCAGUCUGCCCUCCGCUCGCCCCACCACCACACAGGUCCCCGUGGAGGUGCUAAAGGUCCAGACUCAUCUGGAGAACCCGACAAAGUACCACAUCCAGCAGGCUCAGAGGCAGCAGGUGAAGCAGUACCUGUCCCACACCCUGGGCAACAAGGUGGCAAGCCAGACGCUGGCCACGCCCCCGUCGUCCGCCCCCGAACUGCCUCCGGCGGCCAGCAGCACCCCCAGCAGCCCCCUGGCCGUGCUCAGCCUCGGCUCGAACAAGGAAGAGAUCUACGGCGUGAUCGAUGACAUCAUCAGCCUGGAGUCCAGCUACAACGACGAGUUUCUGACGCUCAUCGACUCGGGCCUGCAGCUUCCCAGCACGCUGCCGGUGUCGGGGAACAUCCUGGACGUGUACAGCAGUGCUGGGAUGACGACGCCCACUAUCACUGUUAGCAACUCGUGUCCAGCAGACCUGCACGUCAAGAGAGAGCUCACAGACACAGAAGCCAAAGUGCUUAUAAAGGAACGGCAGAAGAAAGACAACCACAACCUCAUCGAGAGACGGAGACGAUUUAACAUCAAUGACCGGAUCAAAGAGCUGGGAGACCUCGUCCCCAAAGCCAGCGACCCGGAGAUGCGCUGGAACAAGGGUACCAUCCUGAAGGCCUCUGUGGAUUACAUCCGUAAGCUGCAGAAGGAGCAGCAUAGAUCGAAGGAGAUGGAGCAGAGGCAGAAGAAACUGGAGCACAACAACCGAGCUCUGCUCCUCCGCAUCCAGGAGUUGGAGAUACAGGCUCACGUCCACGGUCUGGCUCCGUCUCAGGUCUCGGACUCCACCGCCGUCCAGCCGCAGCAGAUGCAGCCGCAGCAGCAGAUCAUGUCCCUGGACAACCAGACCCUCCUGGCUCUGGGCGGCCCGGCGCUGAACCACGCCGCCGUCUCCUCCCUGCUCUCCCCGCCCCCCUCGGCCUCCCCGGUGGGCGGCGGCAUGAACCUCCAGCUGGGCCUGGGGUCGCUGAGCUUCGCCGAGCUGGACGACCACGCGCCGUCCAUGUUCGGCCACGACCUGAUGGGCGCCGACAUGGGCCUGGAGGACAUCCUGAUGGGCGACGCCGGCGCCGACCCUCUGCUGUCCUCCGUCUCCCCCGGGGCGUCCAAGACCAGCAGCCGCAGGAGCAGCUUCAGCAUGGAGGAGGACUUGUGACGGUGAACCGCCACGGAAAGACUGAAGGAGCCGCCGCUCCGGUGUACUGUAUGAGGCGAUCGAUUCGCUCCGGAGUGAACACAGACUUAUAAACUCAUAAACUUCUCAUCUAGCGGCCUAGAAACGUCAGCAGAAUGCCGUGCUAUAUUUUUUAUGCGCUGCGUACGAACGCGUGUGAUAGUCGCCGUUUACGCAGGUUUUAAAAUAGGGAUCAAAGCAGCUGUUUGAAAAAAACGUGUCUUUAUUAUACCUGUAUAUAGAAGCUCUAACUGGCAUUUUAUUUACCAUUCACCCUCAUAAAGAUAUACACCAUACGAUCAAAAGUAUCGGGACGCCCCUUCUGGAAAUUUUCUGCUUUUAAAUAUAUGUAGCAACAGUUUAGGGAAGGUCCUUUCCUGUUCCGGCAUGACUGUGCACAAAGCGAGCUCCAUAAGGACGUGAGGAAUGAACUGGAACAGGAAAGGACUGGACACAAAUUCCCACAGACGUACAAGCAUUCUAGCCGGGUCUCUCUAUUUUAUCAGCAUUUGUCAGGCGUCCGAAUACUUUCGGCUUCAUAGUGUGUUAUAGGUGUGUGGGGUUUUGUUUUUUUUGCUUGUUUUAUGUCUCGGAUGAUUAUUUACGGGGUAUUAAUUUGCAUUCUGUAAUAGUAAUAGAAGCAUUCUG
This is a messenger RNA of Trichomycterus rosablanca, 2419 nucleotides long. RefSeq names its product transcription factor binding to IGHM enhancer 3a (gene tfe3a). Gene Ontology annotation, molecular function: RNA polymerase II cis-regulatory region sequence-specific DNA binding; DNA-binding transcription factor activity, RNA polymerase II-specific; protein dimerization activity. Gene Ontology annotation, cellular component: nucleus. The transcript has 11 exons. Gene Ontology annotation, biological process: regulation of transcription by RNA polymerase II. The record is from RefSeq and is a predicted model, not a curated record. Bases 113 to 1753 code for a protein of 546 amino acids. Lineage: Eukaryota; Metazoa; Chordata; Actinopteri; Siluriformes; Trichomycteridae.